Messenger RNA from Malurus melanocephalus (red-backed fairy wren), 2692 nucleotides. RefSeq names its product MAF bZIP transcription factor A (gene MAFA). The transcript has a single exon. Gene Ontology annotation, molecular function: RNA polymerase II cis-regulatory region sequence-specific DNA binding; DNA-binding transcription factor activity, RNA polymerase II-specific. Gene Ontology annotation, biological process: regulation of transcription by RNA polymerase II; retinal rod cell development. Gene Ontology annotation, cellular component: nucleus. Bases 739 to 1605 code for a protein of 288 amino acids. NCBI's taxonomy places the organism in Eukaryota, Metazoa, Chordata, Aves, Passeriformes, Maluridae. The record is from RefSeq and is a predicted model, not a curated record.
GCAGGUGCCAGGGGAGGCAGGAAGGGGCGGGCAGGGCGCUGCCCGCUCCUCGCCAUUGGGAACCGGCCGCAGGCAGCGGCGGAGCCCGCCCGGCCCGAGCUCAGAGCCGUGGCGGCCGGAGGAGAGUCCCGGAGCCCGGCUGCAGACCGGACACCAGCAGCGGAGCCGAGCCCCGACGGAGAGAGGUGGCUGCCCCGCAGCCCGCAGCGGAGCCCCGGCUGGGGGUCCCGGAGCCYCGUUCCGGAGCCCGGCUGAACGCACCGCGAAGUCCCGUCGGAAGCGAACAACGGAGCCCGGCUGAGCCCCGCAGCAAGAGAGUCCUGGAGCUCGGCUGAGCCCCGCAGCACAGCCCCAUCCCGGGCAACACUGAACCUCCCCUCAAAGUCACAUCGGAGCGUCCCGGAGCCCGGCUGAGCCCCGCAGCGGAUCCCUGUCGCAGCGUCCCGGAGUCCCGCUGAACGCCACCGCAAAGCUCCGCCAGAAGGUCCCGCAGCCCGGCUGAAUCCCACCGCAAAGUCCCGUCGGGAGUUCCCGGAGCCCCUCAGCGGAGCCCCGGCGGAGCGUCCCGGAGCCCUGCAGCCGAUCCCCGUCCGAGUGUCCCGGAGCCCCGCCGAACCCCACCGCAAAGCCCCGGCACAGCGUCCCGGAGCCCGACCGGAGGAGGCUCCCGGAGCCCGCGGGACCCUCGGCGAGCGGCGGUGCCCAGGGGCUCCCGCCCCGGUCCCUCCAUGGACUGAGAUGGCCUCGGAGCUGGCCAUGAGCGCGGAGCUGCCYACGAGCCCCCUCGCCAUCGAGUACGUGAACGAUUUCGACCUGAUGAAGUUCGAGGUGAAGAAGGAGCCGGCGGAGGCGGAGCGGCUGUGCCACCGUCUGCCCGCCGGGUCCCUGUCGUCCACCCCGCUCAGCACGCCCUGCUCCUCCGUGCCUUCCUCGCCCAGCUUCUGCGCUCCCAGCCCCGGCGGGCAACCGGCCCCCGGCCCCCCGGCUACCAGCGCCGCUUCCCUGGGCUCCAAACAGCAGCUGGAGGAGCUGUACUGGAUGUCGGGUUACCAGCAUCACCUCAACCCCGAAGCUCUCAACCUGACGCCGGAGGACGCGGUGGAGGCGUUGAUCGGUGCCCCUCAYCAYCAUCAUCAUCACCAYCAAGGGUACGAGCCCUUCCGACCUCAGCCCUUCGGGGGCGAGGAGCUGCCGCCGGCCGCCCAUCACCAUCCCGGCCAUCACCAUCAUCAUCAYCACCACCUACGCCUGGAGGACCGCUUCUCCGACGAUCAGCUGGUGAGUAUGUCCGUGCGGGAGCUGAACCGSCAGCUGCGGGGCUUCAGCAAGGAGGAGGUGAUCCGCCUCAAGCAGAAGAGGAGGACCUUGAAGAACCGGGGCUACGCUCAAUCCUGCCGCUACAAGCGGGUCCAGCARCGGCACAUCUUGGAGAACGAGAAAUGCCAACUGCAGAGCCAGGUGGAGCAGCUCAAGCAGGAGGUGACCCGCUUGGCCAAGGAAAGGGAUCUGUACAAAGAAAAAUACGAGAAGUUGGCCGGCCGGGGUUUCCCGAGGGAGCCCUCCCCAUCCGGCGCCCCGAAAGCCACCGCUGACUUCUUCAUGUGAGCCGGGCUGGUGGGAUGGGGUGGGAUCUCCUUUUUUUGGUUUUUCCUCACGCGGGGAGAGCAAACCCGCCGCUUGUAUUUAAAAAAAAAAAAAAAAUAAUAUUAUGAUGUCCCCACCGGAAUUUUGGGGAGCGGAGAUUGAACUCCCUCCCUCUCUCCCUCUCACCACGCACCCACYCAUCGGGACUCGGGGUGGGGGGUCCCGGGGUGGGGGAGUGGGGGGCAGCCCUGCAUGCGGGACGUGUACGGCCACCCGCCCCCCUUCCCGGGAGCAUCGGCGCCAUCCAGGUGGCUUCUCCCCCCUACUUUUCCUGCGGGUUUUCCCCUCCAUUGGGAUUUUUAUUCUUCGAGGGGUCCCCACGGAUCGGCCGGCGGGGUCCCCGGCAGCGCUGCGCCCUGCCCGACCCCUCCGCCCACCCCCCCAUUCCCGGCCGGCGAAMCUGAGCCACAUUUAACUUAUUCACCUUUGUAAAUAUGUAGAAAAUUAGUUCGUUUUUGCCUUUUUUUUUCCUUUUAUUUUAUUUUUUCCUUGAGCCUAUAUUUUGCUUGGUGAUUUACGAGAAAAAGAAAAUGAACAAAAAAACAACAAAAAAAACCCUAAAAUCCUUUAGAAAAGAGAAAAAAAAUACAUGAGUCUUAAAAGUUUGUAUGUAAUAGCAUGCAAAUAAUAUCCGAGUUAAUUUAACGAUGUUGGGAAGAAGCCGAAUGCACUAUAUACAGGAAUCAAUUGGGUGAAAUAAUACUGUUUUAUAGAGAUUUAAAAUUAUCUAUGCUCUUAAAGAUAGUGGGGAGGGGAGGGAGGGGAARAGGCAACAAUUUUGGGGUGACCUGAAAGGCAAUAUAGUAAUAUAUGGACUGCAAACGGUUGGCUGCUAUCUCACUAUGCACCAGAUUUAUUUAUUAACCCUCGGGAAACGGAAAAUCUUAUUUUAACCUCGACGUUUGGAAAAAAAAAAAAGACGGCAAGAAAAUGCACAUUAUUUGUUGUGGAAACGAAAGAAAAAAGGAGGAUUAAGAAUUCGUGCAAUCGUUGGAGCAAAAGCAGGACCGAUCCUGCGCGGAGGAGCGGGGCGAGUUUGUUUUUUUUG